Gadus chalcogrammus (walleye pollock) is the source of this 4183-nucleotide messenger RNA. RefSeq names its product sterile alpha motif domain-containing protein 3-like. The record is from RefSeq and is a predicted model, not a curated record. Bases 2204 to 3715 code for a protein of 503 amino acids. The transcript has 5 exons. NCBI's taxonomy places the organism in Eukaryota, Metazoa, Chordata, Actinopteri, Gadiformes, Gadidae.
CACAGGAAAUCAUUGAACAUGUUGAUCAGUUGUUUUUACUGUCAGAACCUUGUUGUCAGGGAUUCUGUAAUAGAAAUAAUGGAAAAAAAAAAUUGCCCCUUUACUGACACACUUGUGACUGAGAUAGUCCAGGCAGUGUCGGAGAGUAAUGUUUUGCAUAAGUCAGUUACAGCUGAAGGACACCUUUCAACUGCCAAAAGGAGGAAAACAUAUUAUGAAGAAAAGUUUCCACUUAUUAGGCCUGUCGAAUACCUGAUUGAGUCGUCACAGCAUACCUUUAUGUAUGUACCUAUUCUCAGUACUUUGCAACAGUUGUUAAAAAAAACGGAUGUACUUGAGAAAGUCAAAGAAACCCCUUCUAAGUUGCCUGGACAGUAUUUGUCACACUGUGAUGGCUCCUACUGCCAGGAAAAUGCGCUUCUCUCAGAUGAGGGUCAGAAAUUCACAUUAAUUCUUUAUGUUGAUGAUUUUGAAAUCGCAAACCCCCUAGGAACAUCACGAAAAAUACACAAAGUAUGCGCAGUUUAUUGGACAUUAGCUAACCUGCCAGCAAAGUACCGUUCAGCUCUCCAUUCAAUUCAACUUGCCCUUUUGUGCAAUUCUAAUGAUGUGCGGGAAUUUGGAUUUUCAAAAGUCUUUGCACCCCUCUUAAAGGACCUAAGAACUCUUGAAGAGGUGGGCGUCUAUAUCGAGGCCUUUGGUGACUGUGUCAAAGGAACAGUCUUCUCAGUUGCAGCUGAUAACCUUGCUGCCCAUGCGCUAGCUGGCUUCAAUGAGUUUCAGGUCGACAUAUUUCUGUCGAUUUUGUCUUACUACUCAGACUGAAAUGCAAGUAUCUGAUGCAGUCACUGGUGUUAACCUGAGAACCAAAGAUCUGCAUGACAGCCUUGUUCAAGAAAUUCAGAAAGGUGACGCUGAACAGUGUUAUGGGGUAAAACGCAGUUGUGUUCUCUCUGACCAUCUCAAAUAUUUCCAUCCUCUCACAGGAUUUCCACCUGAUGUCCUGCAUGACUUGUUUGAAGGUGUGGUUCCUGUUGAGUUGGCACAUUGUUUGAAAAGCAUGAUUGCAGAAAAAUAUUUCACUUUGGAGGAGCUGAAUAGAGCAAUAUUGUUUUUUCCUUAUCAACAUUCUGAUAAGGUUGACCGCCCUCACCCAAUUCCUCAAACUUUUGUCAGUCGAGGAACAAUUGGUGGGAAUGGACAUGAGAAUCACACUCUCCUCAGGCUGCUUCCUCUUCUCAUUGGCUCCAGAGUCCCAGAAGGAGACAAAUCCUAAUGGACUUAAAAGAUAUUGUGGAACUGGCUGUGUCUCAUAGCUUUACUGACGAAACUAUUCAGUACAUGGCUUGCAAGAUUUUAGAUCACAGGCAGUUGCUACAAGAAGUCUUGCCCAGUUUAAGAUUAAGACCAAAGCACCAUUUUAUUGAGCAUUAUCCACAUCUCAUAAAAUGUUUUGGUCCACUGGUGCAUCUCUGGACAAUGAGAUUUGAGGGAAAGCACAAAAUCUUCAAGAAAAUUAUUCGUGACACUAAUAACUACAAAAAUGUGUUAAAAACUUUAGCAGAGAGACACCAGAGCAUGAUGGCUUUCUAUUUGUCUUCACCACGUUUUUUUAAGCCUUCAGUACAAACUUCAAAAGUUGAGUCAGUCUAUGUCGAUUCAUUGCCUGUCGUUACACAUGUGUUAAUAUCCAGCAUGACGGACAGCAGCAGUGUUUAUCGCACAAAACAGGUAACCAUUGAGGGCACAACUUUUGUGACUGGCAUGUUUGUUUGCACCGGGACACAUGCUGCCUUGCCUGAGUUUAAGGAGAUAAGAAGCAUAUUCCUAAUCCAGAAUGAUAUCUUCUUUUUACUGAAAGACUAUGACACCGAAUACACUGAGCAUCUGCGCGCGUAUAAUCUAAAAGAAAGCAAGGGCCAUACAGUGAAAUCUUUGUUCCAGUUGGCUGACCAAAUGCCACAGUUUGCCUACAAAGUCUAUGGCAAGCUAUUUAUAACAACUAAACAUCAUAUUCCAGUCACAGAGUGAUAGCCACAUCACCCCAGAGGACAUCCUCCUCUUCCCCCUGGGACCUAAGGGAGAUCUCAGACCCUUUCUAUUUCUUUUUAUCUAUUAACUCUAUUCCAACUCUAUUCCAGCUCUAUUCCAUCACCUUGACACCCAGGACAACACAUUGUAAGGUUCCUCUUACACAGUGUAAAUGGAAGAUUCUGACGUCCUCAAACUAAGGGUCGUCCUUGACGAUGUCAAUGUUGAGAGGCUGAUUUUGCCCUCUCGUCCUGAGACUAUAAAUGCCCUCAUAUCUGAGGUGAAAAACAAACUGAACCUGUCGUAUGAAUUCCGGCUUCAGUUUCAAGAUCCAGAAUUUGACAAUGGUUUAUGCAAUUUAGUAAACAUAGAGGACCUGCCAUCCAAGGCAACUAUUCAAGUAGUAAGACUCAUUGAGGCAGAUUUGUCCUCUACGAGCACGGAUGAUACCGUGUUACUGUCUGACAAUACUGUUUCACCUGAGCGUCUUUGCCGGUGGCCAGAAGUCUUCAUUGUUCCAAUAUUCUCAUAUGAGGUGGAGUAUUGUCUGAGAGAGGGCAACUCUGUACUUGAGAGAGAAGGGAGAGGUCUCCGAUUGACCAGAGAUCAAAAACACAACAUACUUGAUGUCAUGUCUGCUGAAAUCUACAAGCACAAAGCUUAUCCUAGUACAUUGCAGAUUGGCAAGGCUGCAGAGGCUUUAGUCAGUAAACACCCCUGCCUCAAAGAACAUGGUUCCAGAACUGGAUGUGAGGGUUGGAAAAACAGCCUUCGCUUUAAGAUGGGCAACUACCGGACCAAACUUUGCAGAGCUGGUAUAAAAGAUGUGGCUGUGAAUGGAGGCAAGCGUAGCAGGAUCAAUCCAGAUGGCACAGCUUCCAGGGCAAACAUCAAAAGACCAAGAAGAGGAGAAGUGAACUUCCUUCCCAAUUAUCCCUCUGGUGAAACAAAGGACACACUGGAGAUGCAGAGGCUUAACAUGGUGGAGGAGUUCAAGAAGACCACGGCUGAAAGAGACAUGCUUCUUGUCAACCAACAAAUGCAGCGUACCUUUUCACUAAGGCGUGAAGAAAUGGUAAAUUCUGCUCCUCCGAUUGAUGUACUAAGGGAUAGAUGGCCUGCACUUUUUUGUGAACCCCAGCUCUACUUGGAAUUCCAUAGGAUCACCAAUCAAAAUCUGGCACAUUCCUUUUUUUCUGAGUUGGAUAAAUACACAUCACAGCUUCUGAAAUUGUACAAAAAGAAGACGACUGGAAGAUUUGGAGAGAAGCUGCAGCAAGUUGUGACAGCAUACGAAGAACAGGACAAGAACAACAUCACUGCAGCCAGAACAGCAGCCCUUGCCGGCCUACCACUGUACCUGAAAGAGGAUUCUUCAGACAUAUUCAAGACUUGCACGGACGAGUCUGAGGUGUCCCAGGAGGAAGCUGUGGCUUUGGUGGCAGUGGUCGCUGAAGAUGAGGGGCUGACAGGAGUUCCUUUUGACCCGCAGCAUGUGUCCAUCAUCCUGGAAGGCCAGGUGGUGAUGUCUACAAGAUCAUGGACUGACUCACUUCUACAUUUGAGCUAUCCCGAAAAGCUAAGUGGCUUCUUUGAGUUCAUCCAGGUUGUCCUCCUAAAUCUUGAUGAAGGGAGAAAGCUGCUCAAACCAAAGUUGCAGGCAUUGAGAAAUGGGCUGGAGUAAAUUUAGAGAGAUCUUUGUUUUGUUUUUUAUUGUUCCUGAUAAGUGGUUCUUAAAGGGGACUUAUUAUACCACCAGGUGUGAGUGUGAUUAGCCUUACAAGCCGUUUCGAAAAUCUGCCUAAUAUGACAUCACUAGUGGGUGUGUCCACCUAGAUCUGUGCUGGAUAGAUCUAUCGACCAGCCUACCCAGUGGACUGAAGUAAACAUUGCUCAUCUAUCCAGCACAGAUCUAGGUGGACACACCCACUAAUGAUGACAUAUUAGGCCGAUUUUCGAAACGGCUUGUAAGGCUAAUCACACUCACACCUGGUGGUAUAAUAAGUCCCCUUUAAAAAUUGUGUUUUUUAAAGCAAGUGUGCAGGAAGUUUAAUUGUCUGCUCGAGUCACGCUGGCUGUACUGUUGUUGAGCCGUGUUAACAUGUUUCGAUGGACGGGACGGCCUUGAGUAUAAAGCUGUUUUGCCUAACAU